GUUGGGCUCCCCGCUGCAGAGCUGCACUCUCAAUCUUCUCUCAGCAUUUCUUGGUUUUGGGUUGUUUUUUUUUUUGCUGCUUUUCAGACAAGAAGAAAGAGAAGAAGCAGCAGAGGAUAAAACUAGGGAGGAAAAAGAAUAAGAAGAAAAUCUCCCUCCUCCCCACCUUUGAAAUGGCACAGGUACAUGGGACGUGCUGCAGGAACAUGGAGAGGUCAGACCGUGAUAUGAAAGGAAAGUCCAAGAGGAAGAGGAGGAGGAGGUGUAAAGGCAAAGGACGGAGCAACAUGUUAUCAACCCUCAUCGGUCCCAUAAGACACUGGGAUGCUGGAGCGUCAUCAGCUGAGGAUGCAGACAGUUCAAGUACUAGUAGUUUGGAGGUGAACGAGAAUCAGGAUGAUAAAAUCCAGAUGGACUGUGACCUCCUACGAAAGUAUCAUCCAUCAACUUUUUGCACAACUUUCCCCAUCCACGGCCCGAGAGCUCUGAAGAGGAAGCAGCCGCUGUUGGAUGGAAAAGAUCGGCUGCUCUACCAAAGCCACUUGACUUGUAAAAGAGCUGCCUGGGCUGUCACUCAGAAGAACGCGCUGGUGCAGUUGAACGAGUUACGACCCGGUCUGCGAUACGAGAUCAUGUCAAAGACUGGCCCGCUGCAUGCUCCAGUGUUUUCUGUGGGUGUGGAGGUAAAUGGUUUCCGCUUCGAGGGCCGAGGAUCCACAAAAAAGCAGGCCAAGAUGAGGGCCGCAGAACUCGCUCUGCGGUCAUUCAUCCAGUUCCCAAACGCCUCCCAGGCUCACGCCACCAUGGGGAACCUCGCCAGCACUCCUACGGAUUUUACAGCAGAUAAACUGGACAUCCCCGACGCAUUCCUCAAAGAGUUUGAGCCAUCGUUGCGUGAAAACUGCGAUCUACUGCACUGCAACACAGCAAAAAACGAGGUUUUCUCCAGCAUUUACAACCACAGAAGACUCGUCCGACUCACACUGGACUUGGUCUCCUCGACAAACCCAAAAAGACGAGCCCUUAGCACCUCGCUUCUAGAGCACCUCAGCCCAGUGGUGCUGCUCAAUGAGCUGCGACCAGGACUCAGGUACAUGUGCCUGACGGAGAGAGUUCAUGGCAGGCCAGUGAGGAGUUUUGUUAUGGUGGUUCGGGUGGAGGGGAGGGUGUUUGAAGGGUGUGGGCACAGUAAGAGGCUGGCCAAGGCCCAGGCAGCAGCAGCCGCCCUACAGUGUAUUUACAACAUAAGUCUGGGACCGGAGAGGAAGUUCACAGGCCUCCAGGGCAGCAGAGCCAAAAAUCAGCUACCUCAGUUCUUUGCGGAGUCGAUCUUCCACCUGGUGAGAGAGAAAUACGCAGCGCUGACGGACGGCUGUUUCUCUACCUCGCACGCCCGUCACAAGGUCCUGGCGGGGAUCGUGAUGACCAGAGGGUUUGACCUCAGAUCAGCCCAGGUUGUGUCUCUGGCCACCGGCACUAAGUGUCUGGACUCGGACAACGUGAGCGACUACGGCGGUACGCUCAGCGACUGCCACGCUGAGGUCGUCAGCCGGAGGGCGCUGGUUCGAUUCCUGUACGCUCAGCUGGAGCUGCUGCUCUGUAAGUCAUCAGACUGUGAGGAACAAUCCAUCUUCCUACCAAAUAAAGGCGGUGGUGGUGGCAUCUACCGGCUGCGGGAGGGCAUCCUCUUCCACAUGUACGUCAGCUCGUCGCCGUGUGGAGACGCUCGACUCAACUGCCCGUACGAGACCACAGCUGCAUAUCCCAGCAGGCGGUUCCACUGUCACCUCAGGGUGAAGGUGGACGGAGGCGAGGGGACGCUGCCGAUCACCGCACGAAGAGCCAACCAGAAGUGGGACGGCGUGGCGGCGGGCAAACCUCUCGUCACCAUGUCCUGCACCGACAAAAUGGCAAAGUGGAGCGUUGUGGGCCUCCAGGGGGCUCUCCUGUCUCACCUGGUUGAGCCGGUUUACCUGCACAGCCUGACAGUGGGGACGCUCAGCCACACGGGUCACCUGGGCCGGGCCGUGGCACGCCGCCUCGCGCCCGUCAAGCACCUGCCCUUCCCGUACCGACGACAGCAGCUGCUGCUCGGCUGUCUGAGCAGCAGCGAUAUCCGGCCGGCCGGGAAGGCGCCGAACGUCAGCGUGAACUGGAGCUGCGGCGACGGAGGCCUGGAGGAGAUCAGCACCUGCACGGGAAGGAGGCAGGACUCAAGGACGCCGUCACGGCUCUGCAGGCGCUCCGUGUUCGCCCGCUGGCAGAGGCUGCGGCAGCAGUUGAACGGUGCAGAAGCCACUCCGGGGACAUAUUCUGGUUCCAAGAUGACUGCCGGACGCUACCAAAGGGCGAUGCAGCAGUUUAUUAGCGCUCUGCAGGGUGGCGGGUUGGGAACGUGGCUCAGAAAACCCCCAGAACUGGGUCACUUCAGCGUCAGUGUGUGAAAAACUGUGUGUUAAAGUGUAACUAAACCCCAGAAAUCCUGCUAAAAAAUACAUAAUAUUGCUGCCUUGUGGCCUACAGGCUGUUUGAUGUGGGAGGUAAAGGUCAACCAGAGCAACAGACUCACUACCGCUCAGGGUAGCAGGAAAACAGCGGCUUUGAUUGUCACUAGAAGCACAUUCGUGGCUGUCUCUGUGUGCUACCUGUGUUGUAACAUUAGCUUAUCUAGCAGCUCAAAGAGGAUGACUCUGUGGUGUCGGGCUACGGCUACGAAGCAGGCCGCAGUCUGCAGAGAGGCAACAGCCGUGUUUCAACCAGUAGAGGGCGGCCCGCGUGCAUAUUCAAUAUUUAGAAUUAAAAUGCUUUGCACUAAAAUGUCAAUAUUUGGACCUGAAUGAAUCAACAAUAUCCCUAAAUAGGAACAUACAGAGGUUUUAAGUGGGGGGUUUAGUUACUCUUUAAAGGCUGAAUAUGAAUUAGAGUGAAACUUUUUUGAAGAUGUGGAUGAGGCACAAAGAAUAGAGGAUUGAGAAGAAGGAUGGGAUUUUGGAGCGACACGGGACAGACGAGUAGAUAAUCAAUUAUGCAAAUGAACAACAGCGCAUACAGAAGAGUCAAUUUAAGCAAACGCUGGAGUAUACUUCUUAGUGUGUAACGUUGGCUUAAGUAGCUAGUAAGUAAACGCUGCUAAAUUCAGCUCUGGACGCUAACGCUAGCUCACUGGAGUGACGUUGAGGAUAUUUUCUAUAAGUUUGAGUAAGCAAUGUACAAUUAUUUAGAGUAAAAUUUAACUUGUUAAUUGCAAAGAAACGAGUGCAGCUGGAUAUAAAUGUUGCAGCCGCUUGAUACUAUAGAUAAGAUAUCUACAAAAAGCCAAUUAGAUCCAUAACGCAAUCAAUUCAGCUAAUUAAGGUGAAUUAAUUACAAUUUAAAUGCAUUGUAUUUAGUUUUACAUGUUAAAGAACGCACACAUUUAAACACAGUUUUAAAAAAAGCUGAUGAAGGCUUCAUUUAAAAUGAUCAGCUGUGGCUACAAGCCUAGCCAUGGGGCUAAUGAUGGAAUAAUUCUGCUCCCAGUUGAGAAUAAAAGGAGAUUCUCCACCUCGUUUUCUUUUAUCAAACAUGGCACGAACGCCACAGGAAACAGACGCACUCGAUUUGAUGUUGUUAAUGUGACUGGAGGGAAUUAGAUACCCAAAGAUAAAGCAGUUGGACGCAUUCAUCCCAUUUUUAUCUCAUGUGUUUAUGUUUUUAUUUAUAUACUUAUAUACUCUUUACCCUCAACUGUCAAAAUGUCGUCAUUUAUAAGGUCUAAAAACUCAUAUUGGUCCUCAUAAACGCCACAGUACAACAGCAGAUACACAUAUAAAACAUGAUUUUGUUGCUUAGGACAGUGGUUCCCAACCCCGGGGUCGGGUCUUCAUUGUAAAGAAAUACACAAUAGGCCUAUAUCUCAAUAUUUCAUUUAUUUCUGUGAGGGAAACUAAAUAAAAUAGUUAUUUUUAAGGUUAUUAUUUAAGAUCUAAACUUUGAAGACCUGAACACAAACUGUAUUUAAAAAUAAAAACCAUUAAGUUUGUAUGAUUGUUAAAAAUUAUUAAAAAAAAAUACACAUGUAGCUCAGGUGGUAGAGCCACUAAUCAGAAGGUUGUCGGUUCGAUCCCCGGCUCCUCCUGCUGCAUGUCGAAGUGUCCUUGAGCAAGAAACUGAACCCUAGAUUGCUCCUGAUGUCUGCUGGUACCUCGCAAUCAGUGUGUGAAUGUGUGUGAACAGGUGAGUGAGACAUGGAGUGUAAAAAGCCCUUUGAGUGGUUGGAAGAGGUGCUCUCUCUCUCUCUCUCUCUCUCUCUCUCUCUCUCUAUAUAUAUAUAUAUAUAUAUAUAUAUGUAUUAAAUUUAAUACAGACAGAGAAUUCUAUAAAAAGUUGCUAAAAAUAUCAGGAAAACUGAUCUCUGAUCAAUAUUCAGAGGGAAUAAUCUGCUAAAAAUCACUCGUUUUACACAAACUUCCCGCAGUUACUGUGUUCACUGUUUGGGUUUAAUGUUUAGUUUAUCAGCUGUUCUCUACUGUUACUGUUAUACAUCAUCUCAGUCAGUUUACUGGAUGAUGGAAAAAGGUUGGGAACCACUGGUUUAGGAGGACAUUGAAUAGACUUACCUCAACAAUGUGAGUGUGUGAGAAGAUUAAUAACUCCUCUAAUAUUAUUAUUAUAACACGUUAUUAUAAAACACGGCUGAUGGCUGUGAAGCAAAAUCAGUUUCAUUUAACAACUUUCCUUCCUUGAAAAUUUAAAUAUCAUUCUUACUCAUUUUUCUGUGUUUGUUUUGUCUAAUUUUAGAAACAUUUUCGUUCUGUGAUGUGACUUUAUGUUUUAAUGACAGUAAAGUUUUUCACCCUCAUGCAUUUUGAACAGUGUUGUUGAGUACCAGAGUGUAAAUGAGGCUCAGGCGUGAAGGUGCACGCUGCCACCUAGCGGGAUAUUGUGUGCAUUACAAGAUG
This is a messenger RNA of Dicentrarchus labrax (European seabass), 4940 nucleotides long. Its product is annotated as double-stranded RNA-specific editase B2-like. Gene Ontology annotation, cellular component: nucleolus; cytoplasm. Gene Ontology annotation, biological process: adenosine to inosine editing; RNA processing. The coding region runs from base 174 to 2444 and encodes 756 amino acids. The record is from RefSeq and is a predicted model, not a curated record. The transcript is spliced from 10 exons. Gene Ontology annotation, molecular function: tRNA-specific adenosine deaminase activity; double-stranded RNA adenosine deaminase activity; double-stranded RNA binding. Lineage: Eukaryota; Metazoa; Chordata; Actinopteri; Moronidae.